AUGCCUGCCCUCCCUCAGAACUACGACAGCUUCGGCUACGCCUUUGACAUGUACGACCAUCAUGUCAUGAUGGCCCGCGUUGACUGGAUAGCUCAGAACAUCUUCUACUACUUGGACCUUUCCAAGCCUUUCCCUCGAACAGGCACACCCACCAGGUUCAUCCCAUUUGAGGAGAAUGCUCUCAUACAACGCCGUAUUCGGCGCUUCAUGAGCCUCGAUAUGGAUGCUCUCCAUGUGCAGCAUGCAGCUGAGUGGGCGACGCUCGUGGAUGAGUUCGACAGUUACGCUCAGGAUCUGGGAGAUUGGUAUAGGAAUGAUAUGGCGAGGAGAGGGCAUAAGUCCUAUGUCGCUAUGCACAAAUCCAAGCCCGUUAUUUGGCGGAAGAUCGAUUACAGUGCUGGCACUAAUCUUCCGAUCACUCCGCUGCACCAUUCCCGCUCAAGUUUGGUCUUUCCAAAUGACGGCUAUCCAUCCCCCGAGAUCGCAGAGAUCGAGGAGCAGGGAGACGACAAGAGGUCGACGGUCGAUGAGGCCUACUGCUCUUGUCACUACUAUUGGUGGAUACAGGACGACACCAAUCCGGCCUCCGAGAUCUAG
This is a messenger RNA of Recurvomyces mirabilis, 597 nucleotides long. RefSeq lists its product as uncharacterized. The coding region runs from base 1 to 597 and encodes 198 amino acids. The record is from RefSeq and is a predicted model, not a curated record. The transcript is spliced from 2 exons. NCBI's taxonomy places the organism in Eukaryota, Fungi, Ascomycota, Dothideomycetes, Mycosphaerellales, Teratosphaeriaceae.